AUGGGUUCUGAAACGCCUAUCCUCCCCGUCAUAGACAUCACCAAUCUAGGCCAACCCGGCAGCCCAGAAUGGGAACUCGUCCGAUCCCAAGUCUGGAAAGCAUCAGAAGAGUACGGCGCCUUCAAAAUCACCGACACCAAAAUCCCUCUGGAAAUCCCACACGGCGUCAUGAAAGGAAUGAAGGAGCUCUUCGACUUGCCUCUCCAAACACUGACGGCCAACGUCUCCUCCGAACCCUUUGGAGGGUACAUCGGGAAAUCAACCUUCGCGCCGCUGUUCGAGAGCGUGGGGAUCGUUCACCCCGACAACAUUGAAAAAGUCGAAGCCUUCUCUGCUGUCUUCUGGCCGGGAGGAAAUCCCAGCUUCACCAAAUCGGUCAUCGCGUUCGCCGGGCGAGCGGCCGAGCUGGAGGGGACGAUAUGGAGGAUGGUUAUGGAGAGCUUGGGGCUGGAGAGCCACGUGGACGGACACGUGGACUCGGUGGUCUUGUCGGUGAGGGGAAUAAGGUAUGACGCGCCGGGAAGUGAGGAGGAGAAGGUCGUAGGGCUGGACUCGCACAUGGACCAGGGUGUGACGGCGAUACUGUACGGGAAUCAUGUCGACGGUUUGGAGGUUGAAGACAAGGACGGUCGGUGGUUUGCUGCGAGAUACUCGGAGGGUUCCUUCAUUGUCAUCCUCGGCGAAUCUUUUCACGCAUGGACAAAUGGAAGGGUAUACUCUCCUUACCAUCGUGUAAGAUUGAGUGGAAGGGAGACGAGAUACACAUUUGGGAUGUUUUCUGGUUUCAAAGAAGGCUACACCGUGAAGGCCCCCGAGGAGCUCGUUGACGAACAACACCGCCUGCUCUAUAAGCCCUUCGAUUUCAAGGAAUUCCUAGCCGUCCGACUGGAAGAGACCAAGAAGAUGUACAACUCUUCUACCAUAGCUAACUAUUCUCCCAUCAAAGCCUAUUUCGGUGCUUAA
Linum tenue is the source of this 963-nucleotide messenger RNA. Lineage: Eukaryota; Viridiplantae; Streptophyta; Magnoliopsida; Malpighiales; Linaceae. The record is from the annotation of a GenBank genome assembly.